AUGAACACCGUGGCCUACCAGGGCCAGGCCGGCACCCGUGGCCAAGGGCUGAAAGACACGUUGGUGAAAUCCGCCCAGCAACUGAUUGGCCAGGACAAGGUGGAGAUGAUCGACCCAUCACUGCAGACCGGCCCGUUGGAGGCGACGUUUGGCCCGUUGCUCUCCCUGAUGAGCCAAGAGAAGAGCCUCAACCUGCACACCUUCCUCACCCAGGUCACCCGUGCCCGUCUGAAGCUGCAACAAAUCAGCCACGCACCUGAUCCGCAGGGCAUGACCCAAGCCUUGGCGCAAAGCGUGUUCCAGGGCAAGAGCAUCGACCUGACUGACACCCAAUCCUACGGCAGCCUGAUCGCCGCCAGCCUCGGCGCCGAGUGGUCAGGUUUGGGCGAAACGCUGUUCGUGCAGCCACUGGAUCACGCUUGGCAGCGCGUGCUGCAACCCUCAGCCGCGAGCCUCAAUCGCCAGUGGCAGCGUGCGAUUGUCACGCCUUGGCACAGCGCUUUCGCCAGCCGCUACCCGUUUGCCGCCACCGCCAGCGACGCCUCGUUACCGAUGCUCGGCCAGAUGAUCCGCGCCGACUCGGGGCGCAUCGAACAGUUUCUCCAGAGCCAACUGGGCGGCGUGUUGCGUAAGGAGGGCAACCGCUGGGUGGCCGACCGCGGCCAGCCAGGGCCUGCGCUAAUCCGCAGUUUCUCGCGGCUAUCAACCAAC
Molecule: messenger RNA, 711 nt
Organism: Mesorhabditis spiculigera
Lineage: Eukaryota; Metazoa; Nematoda; Chromadorea; Rhabditida; Rhabditidae
Source: the annotation of a GenBank genome assembly